AGCAUUAGCAACACUCAAAAAAAUAAUACGUGGCAUGCACUACUAGAGAACGACACAAGUUCAAGCUUUUUUCUGCAUCCAAAAAGACUGCACUGACACAUCGAACUCAACAUCAUUAUCAUGGCAACGAUCGGCGAGCACAAUAAUCCCUAUCGUGAGGGAACCAAUGAGCAGGUACUACAGCAGCAAGGAGGUCUAUCAAUGGCAAAUAAUCCACCCCGACACACCACCUGUAGCAACUGCACAAACCUGACCCGUGCGUUGGACCAAAAGAUCGAUGAGGUGGCUCUCUUGGAGGGGCGGAUCGGAGCCGGGGGGGUCAACUCGGAAACUACGAAGGUUUUGCGCUUUCGGUGGAAUCCAACGUAUCAGAAAAUUUUGCAUGACCACGUGGAGGAGUUUGUGGAAGCGGGGAAAGCGCGAGAAGAGGUGCUUGCUGCAGCCGCACGACCCGCAGUGGCAGUAGACCUGGUGCACCCGGUCGUAGAGGACGACACAAAAAAUAAGGAUCAUUCUCCAAACCGAACCUCCGCGCCCCCCGGCGAAAGACAAAGAACAAGUGGCUCCGGUCGUCCUGGGAGGCAGGUGGGAAGUGGAGACGCUCCACCCGCACGAGGAGAAGGACUCGGUCGGGAGGACGCCAGCAUCGAUGUCGCGCCCGGUGGUAUAGGAAAUGCUGGUUUCAAGAACUCAUCAUCUUCAUCUUCGGCCUUCUCGGGAGGCGGCAUGUCUACUUGCAAGAAGCGACAACGCACCGAGGAAGAUGCAAACGCAAACCAGCCCCAAGAGACGGAUCAUAUGGGAGGACGCUUUGCUGCUGCUGCUGCCAGUACCAUGCCGGGUGCAGGGAAAGGAAGCCAGAAUGGAGGGACAACGUCCAGCUUGCCCGGAACAGCAGAAUCCGCUCGUCUACGUGAGCUCGAAAACCGCGUCGCGCAACUCGAGGCGGAACGCGAGGCCGACCGACAGCGAACGGAAAAGCUGAAAAAUGCACUCCAAGUGCAGACCGAGCGCUACCGUGUUGGGGUUGAGGAAUUCCUCGGUUGGCGCCUGCGCAUGAGGAGUGACAACGUGUGGCACAUCAGCUCCAGCUUUGCGCCGAACCUGGGUCAGCUGGUGAUCCGGUCGGCCAGUAGCUCUUCAUCCGGUGGAAGCAAAGCCGCGGCGAGCUCGAGUGCCGUAAAUUCUUCGGCAACCGAGGUUCUCAGUGCGUCUAGCCCUGCGUGGCUGGCACUCAUGGAAAACUCCAGCGGUCCAAUGAGUGUGCCCCAUCUUCUGGCACGUGCCUUUGCAACAAAUGCCUCGCAGGAUUUGUGAAUACCCAGGCGCUGAAAUGGAACAUGCCAUGCACCUCAGAGACUUAAGCUUGAAGCUAGACUCGCCCUGGUACUGUUUCUCUCCCUUGUUCUCCGUAGAUGCGCCUGGAACUGG
This is a messenger RNA of Amoebophrya sp. A120, 1431 nucleotides long. Lineage: Eukaryota; Dinophyceae; Syndiniales; Amoebophryaceae. The record is from the annotation of a GenBank genome assembly.